AUUCGCUGGUAGAAAUCAUUACAUUCCUCACCCAUAUCUAAUUACGGUCCAUACCUGGCACACGUUCCUGCAGACCGUGGGCCAAAACAUAUGAUGUCAUGGAAAACUUGUCAAAAUGGUGAGGCUCGACGGGCUCGGCGUCCGGCGCCAAGUGGCAUGGCAGGGGUCAGCCAAGCCUGCUCGUCGAACGGACGGCGCGCCAAACACAGAACCAAGAGUAACGGGUAUGACGGGAAGACAGACGUUUUGGCCCACCCCCCCUUGCACUGCUUGGCGCAGUGUCAUGUGCUCAUGAUUCGCUGGGUGGAGCAGGCGGCCGCCGGUGCGAAAGAGUUACCAGCUGAAGUGGGGCGGCGUUACGUUUUGCUGGAGCGAGCAACCGAGAAUAGUCUUUGCAGCAUUUUGGAACAUUGCGCAGCUGUGGAGUGUGCAGUCUGCGCAGCGGCCGACGAAGAAUACGAAGGAGAUAUCGGACACUGAAGGGAUUCUGCGCCUCGCAUUGUUUACAUCUCCGACUGCUCAUUACGCUACUGCUGCUCCUCGACUAACA
Messenger RNA from Cutaneotrichosporon oleaginosum, 550 nucleotides. RefSeq lists its product as uncharacterized. NCBI's taxonomy places the organism in Eukaryota, Fungi, Basidiomycota, Tremellomycetes, Trichosporonales, Trichosporonaceae. The record is from RefSeq and is a predicted model, not a curated record.